Molecule: messenger RNA, 2152 nt
Organism: Perognathus longimembris pacificus (Pacific pocket mouse)
Lineage: Eukaryota; Metazoa; Chordata; Mammalia; Rodentia; Heteromyidae
Gene: Mars2
Product: methionyl-tRNA synthetase 2, mitochondrial
Exons: 1
Coding region: 315-2081 (588 amino acids)
Biological process (GO): methionyl-tRNA aminoacylation
Molecular function (GO): ATP binding; methionine-tRNA ligase activity
Source: RefSeq, a predicted model, not a curated record
CGCGCACACACAAAACAACUGCAAGCUGGCGGCCUCUGGCGUCUUGACGUACGCAGAGGCCGCGCAGGACCUCGUCCGCUCGCGGGGGCACCACCGGCGGGACAGAAGGCCGCGGGAGUGAUGACGGAGGGCGACCGCGAGAGGCUCCCGAGCCUAGGGCUGGAAACGGACGGAGGCGGCGCCAGACGCUCGCCGCGGUGUUCCUUCGGCUUCCGGUCGGAAGCGGCGGCGCGGGAGAGUGCGCAUGCGCCCUUUGUACGCCUGCACGCGUGCGCCCCACCGGCGGCCGUCACCGCCUCCGGCCGGUGUCCGGGAUGCGACCGGUGUCAGUCCUUCGGCUGUGGAGACGCCCGGGGCCCCGCAGAGCCGCUGUCCCGGAGGGCCCGGCACGCCGCUAUGGCUCGCACGCUCCGCCUGGCCCCGACCCCGCUCGCGCCCAUUUCACCACCCCCAUCUUCUACGUGAACGCUGCGCCGCACAUCGGGCACCUGUACUCGGCGCUGCUGGCGGACGCCCUGUGCCGCCGCCGCCGCCUGCUGGGCCCGGGCGCCGCCGCGCGCCUCUCCACCGGCACCGACGAGCACGGCCUCAAGAUCCAGCAGGCGGCCGCCGCCGCGGGCCUGGCGCCGCUCGAGCUGUGCGACCGGGUGUCGGCGCAGUUCCGGCAGCUGUUCCGCGCGGCCGGCGUCUCCGCCACCGGCUUCACUCGCACCACCGAGCCCCGGCACCGCGCGGCCGUGCAGCACUUCUGGGGGGCGCUGCAGUCCCGGGGGCUGCUCCGCAAGGGGCUCUACGAAGGCUGGUACUGCGCCUCCGACGAGUGCUUCCUGCCCGAGGCCAAGGUCACCCGGCAGCCGGGCCCGUCGGGGGAGCCGUCGCCCGUGUCCGUCGAGAGCGGGCAUCCAGUUUCCUGGACCAAGGAAGAAAACUACAUUUUCCGGCUUUCCCAGUUCAGGGAGCCACUGCGGCAGUGGCUGCGCGGCGACCCGCGGGCCAUUACCCCGGAGCCCUUCUAUCAGGCCGUCCUGCAGUGGCUGGAGGAGGACCUGCCCGAUCUGUCUGUCUCUCGGCGGAGUAACCACUUGCACUGGGGCAUCCCGGUGCCCGGGGACGAGUCCCAGACCAUCUACGUGUGGCUGGACGCCUUGGUCAACUACCUCACCGUCAUCGGCUACCCGGACGCCGAGUUCGAGUCCUGGUGGCCGGCCACAUCGCACAUCAUUGGCAAGGACAUCCUCAAGUUCCAUGCCAUCUAUUGGCCGGCUCUCCUCCUAGGGGCCGGCUUGAGCCCACCGCGUCGCAUCUACGUCCAUUCCCACUGGACGGUGUGUGGCCAGAAGAUGUCCAAGAGCGUGGGCAACGUGGUGGAUCCCGGCGCUUGCCUCGAGCGCUACACGGUGGACGGCUUCCGCUACUUCCUCCUGCGGCAGGGGGUUCCCAACUGGGACUGCGACUACUACGACGAAAAGGUGGUCAAGCUGCUGGACUCGGAACUGGCCGAUGCCUUGGGAGGGCUUCUGAACCGAUGCACCGCCAGCAGAAUAAACCCUUCCGGGACUUACCCAGCCUUCUGCGCUCCCUGCUUCCCCAGGGAGCCGGGCCUGGCCGGACCGGCAGCGCGGGCUCAGGCCGAGGACUACGCGCUUGUACAUGCAGUGUCCGCUUUGCCCCAGCAGGUCGCUCACUACUAUGAUAACUUUCAGAUCUAUAAAGCUCUGGAGGAGGUAUCCAGCUGUGUUCGGCAGACAAACGGAUUCGUCCAGAGGCAUACGCCAUGGAAACUGAACUGGGAAAGCCCGGGGGACGCUCCCUGGCUGGGCACUGUGCUCCACGUGGCCUUGGAAUGUUUGCGAGUCUUUGGAACAUUGCUUCAACCUGUUACCCCAGACUUAGCCGACAAGCUGCUCUCCAGGCUGGGAAUCUCCACCACCGAGCGGGGCCUUGGAGAGCUCUGUUUUCUGCCCCGGUUCUAUGGACAUGCAUGCCCUUUUGAAGGGAGGAAACUGGGUCCUGAAACUGGGCUUUUGUUUCCAAGACUGGACCAGUCCAGGUCUCGGCUGGUAAAAGCUCACAGGACCUAGAAACUCAAUUCUUACUUGCUUGUGGUAAAAGAGCAAAGGCGUUUGUUGUUGGUUUGUUGUUUUUUUUUCUU